UUUCCUUUUUUUUUUUUGUGUAAAGUUGUCUCACCAUCCCAAAGAAUGAACCUUUUCCAAGAUUCAUUUUCUGGGCCCUGAGCAUUCUUUGAUGAUUGUAAUUGGUUAGGAAUAUUCGUAAAGUUGGGAAUUCUGUUUCUCUCUCUUUGUUGGCAUGGGAUUCCCUUCUGAUGUACAGAAAAAUGGCGGCGGAGGUGGGAGAUUGAACACACUCGUCAGGAGGAAACAGGUUGAUUCUAAGCAUGUGUACUCUUCUGGGAGUCGCCAAAAUCAGUUGGCCAGGGCUCUCACUGCACCUCAUCUCAUUGCCAUAGGAGUUGGUGCAACAAUUGGUUCUGGUGUUUAUAUUCUGGUUGGCACAGUUGCUAGAGAGCAUUCAGGGCCAGCUCUUACACUUUCAUUUCUCAUAGCUGGAAUAGCUGCUGGCCUUUCUGCUUUCUGCUACGCCGAGCUUGCUAGUCGUUGCCCUUCUGCUGGAAGUGCCUAUCACUAUUCUUACAUAUGCAUCGGAGAAGUCGUUGCUUGGUUGAUUGGUUGGGCGUUGAUGCUGGAAUACACCAUAGGAGGUUCAGCAGUGGCUCGUGGUAUAUCCCCAAAUCUGGCCUUGCUUUUUGGAGGUCCAGAUAGUCUACCUUCUUUUCUGGCUCGCCAGACAAUCCCCGGAUUUGAUAUUGUUGUCGACCCAUGUGCAGCCAUCAUAGUCGUUUUGGUCACUGCGCUUUUGUGCCUGGGAAUUAAGGAGAGUGCAUUAGCCCAAGGGAUCGUUACUUCUGUGAAUGUAUGCGCCUUGGUCUUUAUCAUCGUGGCCGGUGGAUAUUUAGGCUUCAAGACCGGAUGGCAUGGGUACGAACUCCCUGCCGGAUACUUUCCCUUUGGGGCUAAAGGGAUGCUUGCUGGUGCUUCAACCGUCUUUUUUGCAUAUACAGGGUUCGACUCCAUCACAAGCACAGCAGAAGAGGUGAAAAACCCUCAAAAGGAUCUGCCAAUCGGCAUUGGGUCUGCUCUAUCCAUAUGCUGCACCCUUUACAUGUUGGUUUCUGCAGUCAUCGUUGGUUUGGUACCCUACUAUGCAAUGGAUCCUGACACCCCGAUUUCCUCUGCAUUUGCUAGCCAUGGAAUGCAAUGGGCAGCGUAUAUCAUUACUAUUGGAUCUUGUACUGCUCUUUGUGCGUCGUUGACAGGGUCUUUGCUUCCGCAGCCGCGGAUAUUAAUGGCAAUGGCCAGAGACGGACUGCUGCCAUCGUUUUUCUCAGAUAUCAACAGAAGCACACAAGUUCCUAUUAAAAGCACGAUUGUGACCGGAUUCCUUGCCACAAUCUUGGCCUUCGUCAUGGAUGUAGAACAAUUGUCAGGAAUGGUUAGUUUGGGAACGCUUCUUGCAUACACGACUGUAGCAAUUUGUGUGCUGAUACUGAGAUAUGUUCCACCGGAUGAGGUGCCAUUUCCAUUAUCUUAUAAGGAAGCAAUCGAUUCAGUUUCUUCGCGACGUGCCAUCAGCAAUAGCCCUGCCGACAUCUGCGUGGAGCACCCGAAAGUUUACUCCUUGAAUACUCCAUUUUUAGUCCGGAAAGAAACAACAUCUAUUAGAUGCCCUUCUAUAAAUAGGGAUUGGAACUUCCUCGUGAACAAAAAGAAUCGGCGGAAUACUGCUGGUUGGGCUAUUAUGAUCACGUGCAUUGGCAUACUUAUAUUCACUUGUGCUACUUCAUUCUCGAGCCUCUCAAGCAUUCUCCGAACUACAUUUUGUGGCAUUGGUCUGCUUCUCCUUCUCUCGGGUCUCAUAAUGCUCACUUUCAUAGAUCAAGAUGUCGCGAGACAUAAUUUUGGGCAGGAAGGAGGUUUCAUCUGUCCGCUCGUCCCACUGCUUCCGGUAACUUGCAUUCUCAUCAACAUGUACUUGUUAGUCAACCUCAGUGCGGCGACUUGGACCCUGGUCUCGAUAUGGCUGGCGUUGGCGCUGCUCGUCUACGUGUGCUAUAGCUGCAGGCGAAGCCCGUUGAAGCACGCAUAUUACGUUCCCGCGGCUGAUGUGGAUGAAAUCUAUGAGGCAUCAGCCCAGGCAGGCCACAAUUUGAAUGUGCAUUGAUGAUAUAUAGAUUGAUAGUGAUAUACACUUAACGAGUGUUGUUGCCCUCACGAUUGAAAGCACUGUUGUAUUAAUUGAAUUUAGAAAUUGUACAUAUCUUCAUUUUUUGUAACGUAAUACGCAACCUAUAUUCAUUAUGAAUAAUAGUACUCUCUACGGUGCAUUUCAUAAACUUUA
Salvia hispanica is the source of this 2263-nucleotide messenger RNA. RefSeq names its product cationic amino acid transporter 2, vacuolar-like. Gene Ontology annotation, molecular function: amino acid transmembrane transporter activity. Gene Ontology annotation, cellular component: membrane. The record is from RefSeq and is a predicted model, not a curated record. Lineage: Eukaryota; Viridiplantae; Streptophyta; Magnoliopsida; Lamiales; Lamiaceae. Gene Ontology annotation, biological process: transmembrane transport; amino acid transport.